ACCAUUAGCCAUGAGCUAUCCAACUCAUAUUCAUCUUACAAUAAUUUUCUUGUUUUGGGUGGUACUACAAUAUGUGGCACGAGGUGUAAUAGCAUCACCGGCGCCACCGGCGCCACAAGUCCUGGCUCCGCAUUGUCCCGAUAAGUGUGGAAACGUUAGCGUUCCGUAUCCCUUCGGGUUGGAAGAUGGUUGUUACUACGAAGACCCUCAUAACAAUUUCAAAAUAUCGUGUGAUCGUACCAUGACACCACCAACGGCAUAUUUCGGUACAAGUUUUGCAGUAUUUAACACGUCGGUACUUACGGGAGAAAUAUGCAUUAGACGUGACAUAUCGUACGAUUGUUACAAUAAAAAUCAAUCCAACAGUAAUUACACGGCCUUAGUCAACAUACGAGGGUUCACGAUCUCUAGUACAAAUAAUUUGUUAAUUGCCAUGGGGUGCGACACUUAUGUUUGGUUCACCGGGGUACGGCAUGGUAAGCCGUACCAAACCGGUUGCAUGACUAAGUGUGGCACCCUAGACGAAGUCUCCGAUAAUGCUUGUAACGGGGUUGGCUGUUGUAUAGCCUCGCUCCCGGAUGAAGUGACCAACAUAUCGACUACAAUUGGUAGUUAUUCGAACCAUAGUGGCGUGCCGUUCAGCCCGUGUAGCGUUGCAUACCCGGCUGCGGUGAACGAGUACAGGUACAAUAAAAUGGAUUUAACUAGGGACUUGAAAUUCUUCAGAGAAAAUAGAGUUCAGAUUCCUGUGGUUUUUAAUUGGGCAAUUGGAUCACAAAAUUGUUCAGUUGCACAAGAAGAUGGGAGUUUUUUGUGUAAAAGUAAUACAUUAUGUGUUGAUCCACCUAACCAACAAGGGUAUCAUUGCAAAUGUAAGGAUGGAUUUAUAGGGAAUCCUUAUCUUCCUCAAGGUUGUGCAGAUAUUGAUGAAUGCAAGCAAUCUAAUGAUUGCGAGAAGCCAGAGUAUUGUGUCAACCAAAUUGGAAGUUAUGAUUGCAAAUGUCCAAAGGGCUUCCACGGGAAUGGGACUAAAGCCCAACCUUGCAGUUCUGAUAAAAAGUCUUGGAUCAUACCCGUUGUGGCCACAGCAGGUGUUGCGGGUGCUAUGAUGAUUCUACUCGUAGUUGGAUUUAUUCUGUAUUGGAAACACGGGAAAAUUAAAAACCAACAAAUCCGAGAAAAAAAUUUCCGUCAAAAUGGAGGUUUACUUUUACAUCAGAAACUCUCGGGUCGAAAGAUUGACGGGUUAAAGGUUUUCACGGCACAAGAUCUUGAAAUAGCAACGAACAAUUAUAGUGAAAAAUAUGUAAUUGGAAGAGGAGGUUUCGGCAUUGUUUACAAAGGCAUUUUAACCAAUAAUCAACAUAUCGCGAUCAAAAGAUCACUCAAGGUGGAUCCACGCCAAGUUGAGCAAUUCAUCAAUGAAGUUAUUGUUUUAUCACAAAUCAACAACAGAAACGUGGUCAAGUUACUAGGUUGUUGUCUUGAGACCGAGGUGCCACUAUUGGUGUACGAGUUCAUUACCAAUGGUACGUUAUAUGACCACUUAGUCGAUGCAGUGAAGGCAUCGAUUUUAACGUGGAACACACGUCUGAAGAUAGCUUUGGAGGUUGCUAACGUGUUGUCGUAUUUGCACACCACAAUCUCAACACCGAUUAUUCACAGAGAUAUCAAGUCGAUGAACAUACUCUUAGAUGAUAAUUACACGGCUAAGGUAGCCGACUUUGGAGCUUCAAGGUUGGUUCCGGAGGACAAAGGUCAAAUAGCUACAAUGGUACAAGGAACAUGGGGGUACUUGGAUCCAGAGUAUAUGCAAACGAGGAAACUAACUGAAAAGAGCGAUGUUUAUAGCUUUGGCGUUGUCUUAGCAGAGCUAAUAACUCGAAAAAGGGCAAUAUGUUAUGAUAGGGCCGAUGAUGAGACAAGUCUUGCUAUGCAUCUACUCAUUCAAAUGAAAGAAGAUCAAUUGUUGAGUAUUCUUGACAAAACCAUAGUAAGUGAGGGUACAAUCGAGCAAAUACAACAAAUGGCUAAUCUAGCUACGUGGUGCUUAAUGGUCAAAGCCGAAGACAGGCCGAGCAUGAAGGAAGUUGCCAUAGAGCUCGAGACGAUAAAAAGACUACGUUCGCAGCCGUCGUGGAGUAGUAAGGACGGAUCAUUUCAAGAAGACAGUGUUAGUGAAACAUUGCUCGAAGGAUAUCCAAGAUCGGGUACCACUACUAGUGGUUGUAGCAGUAGUAUGGAGGUAGACUUGUAUAAUCCACGUUUAGAUUCAAUUUUAGCUGAUGGAAGGUAAUUAAUUAUGGUGUAUUAAUAUGUAACUAGUGAGUAUCUCGGGCAAUGUCCACGAUUAACUUUUUGUAAUCUAUGUCUAGUGAGAAAAAUCUUAAUGCCAUGACAUUAUAAGUAAUUGUUUAAUAAUUUCAACAAACACCUGGAAAUGAAAAAAUAGCUUAUAUUAAUA
Molecule: messenger RNA, 2464 nt
Organism: Chenopodium quinoa (quinoa)
Lineage: Eukaryota; Viridiplantae; Streptophyta; Magnoliopsida; Caryophyllales; Amaranthaceae
Product: wall-associated receptor kinase 1-like
Exons: 3
Coding region: 11-2296 (761 amino acids)
Biological process (GO): protein phosphorylation; cell surface receptor signaling pathway
Cellular component (GO): plasma membrane
Molecular function (GO): protein serine/threonine kinase activity; calcium ion binding; polysaccharide binding
Source: RefSeq, a predicted model, not a curated record